Molecule: messenger RNA, 1281 nt
Organism: Paracoccidioides lutzii Pb01
Exons: 1
Coding region: 1-1281 (426 amino acids)
Biological process (GO): protein transport
Cellular component (GO): cytoplasm
Source: RefSeq, a predicted model, not a curated record
AUGCCAUUCUUUAUUGUACUUGAUAAUCCGCAAACAGCGUGGUCACCGGGGUCCAUUAUCCAGGGCAAAGUCGUGUUGAAUUCAGGCCAAGACGAGGCGGUAUCGUCUGUAACCAUUUGGUUUUUGGGGAAAGCAAAGACUCGGUUUAGAACCUCAGACGGAGGCCCAUAUACGGGACGUGUCCAAUUUUUCUCGUAUUUUCAACAGUUGUUCCGUGGGAACUAUACCUUCUCUGCCUCCAAACGUCUCGAAUGGCCUUUCCAAUUUGUCUUCCCGGACACACCAGUUAACAAACAAUCCGACGUCACUCAGGGUAACUUUUUGCGACGCUUGGAUGGAUAUCCGCUUCCACCAACCUUUAGAUACGAGUCCGUUUAUCUUACCUCGAACGAAACGCACUGUCGUAUACAAUAUCAGCUAUCCGCAGAGCUUCAACGCCCGUCGUCCUUCAGUUUAUCAUCUGGAACUUUGCGUGCGCAAAAAUCACUAAGCUUUACACCUCACCGCUCAGAAGCUUCUCCAGCAACAAACUUUUCACCCACACCAUCCACUUGGACCGUCUUCAGCAAGAAAAUCCUUCCGGAAUACGAAAACUACGAACCAACCAUGAAAGAAAAGGUAUCCUCCAUCUUCUCAUCCAAAACCAAACUCCCCAGCUCAGCCUUCAAAAUCAUCACCAAGCUACCCGACAAAGUGGUCCUAGGCCAAUCAAUUCCACUGCUGGUCAGUGCCACACACAUCCCCGAACUCUCCACUACCGAAAUCGUCCCCAUAAUCCGCCUCCGCCACCUAUCUCUAACCCUCAAAACGCACACAUCGUUCUGCGGCAUCUCGACAUGGGGAGGAACGCACGAUGGCAACAAGGAUGAAAAGCUCAUAGUAGCCGACCGCACCAACCUUGACAUCCUUCUGGAAAGCCAGCCAUGCCACCUGGGGUUGCCUUUAAACAACUCCUGCCUCCAAUCACUAGCGCCUAGCUUCGUGAGCGAUAUCAUUCGGCGCAGCUAUAGCUUGCACCUAAAGAUUAUGGUGGAGUGUGCUGGAUGCACGAAGAGUAUCCACGCGAGUAGAAUGUGGUUUGAUGUCAUGUCGUCGAGUUAUUUGCAAGUGCCUCUCGGACCGGCACCCAUAGAGGAAGACGUGGUGGCGGUGGUGGGGGAGGAGAUGCGAAUGUGUUCUGGUGUUGUGGGAAGGUCUUGGGAUCAUGCGCCGGAAUAUGACUUUGUUGAUUCGAAAGGGAACCAGAAGCCCGACCUAGAGCUACCCGCAUAUCAACCCUAA